UGACAUCAAAGCAUACUAAACUAACACCACCUCACACCCUUAGCAAAAAAAAUUAUCUUUAUAAAACCUUCUCCAUACAUACAAAUCUAAGAGCCAUGGUUGUCUUAUCACAGCCAGUAGAACAUGUCAACUUCCCUGCCAUCAAGUCAUGCAAUGGCAACUCUACCCAUAUUCCAGUUAAUGUUGAUCUCUCCAAUCCUGAUGCUAAAACUCAAAUAGUCAACGCAUGUCAAGAGUUCGGCUUCUUCAAAGUCAUAAACCAUGGGGUUCCGAUGGAAAUAGUCACCAAAUUAGAAGCUCAAGCCCUCAGUUUCUUCAAGCAGCCUCAGAACCACAAAAACAAAGCAGCUCCGUUCGGUUAUGGAAACAAGAACAUUGGCCGCAAAGGCGAUACUGGUUGGGUUGAAUACCUUCUUUUCGGCACUGAUACUCAACUCAUUUCACAGAACUCCCUCACCAUUCUCCCCAAUGAUUUCUGGGCUAUGGUGAACAAAUACCUGUCAGCGGUAAAAAAUCUGGCUUGUGAAAUAUUGAAACUAAUGGCUGAGGAACUGAACCUCCAGCCAAAAAAUGUGCUGAGCAGGUUGCUCAGCGACAAAAAAAGUGAUUCAUUUUUCCGGAUAAAUCACUACCCGGCCAGUGACCGAAAUGAGCUCGGUUUCGGAGAACACACGGACCCGCAAAUAAUAUCAGUCAUAAGAUCCAACAACGCUUCAGGCCUGGAAAUUGCUCUGAAAGAUGGCACUUGGACUCAAGUUCCGGCUGAUCCCAGCUCUUUCUUUAUCACUGUUGAUGACUGCCUACAGGUAAUGACUAAUGGGAGGUUCAGAAGUGUGAAGCAUAGAGUCAUAACAGAGAGUCUGAAAGAAAGACUGUCGAUGAUAUACUUUGGAGGGCCACCAUUAAGUGAAAAGAUUGCACCAUCAACUUCACUCAUGCAAGGAGAAGAAAGUUUGUAUAAAGAGUUCACAUGGGGUGAAUAUAAAAAAGCCGCGUUCAAUACCAAGUUAGCUUUUAACAGGAUUAGCUUUUUUGAAAAAUCUCCUUCUUGAUUCCAUCAAGUCAACCCACCAACUAACACUACACUUGGUAGCUAUAUAAAAUUAUUGUGUUUUUUCUA
Molecule: messenger RNA, 1120 nt
Organism: Daucus carota subsp. sativus
Lineage: Eukaryota; Viridiplantae; Streptophyta; Magnoliopsida; Apiales; Apiaceae
Product: gibberellin 2-beta-dioxygenase
Exons: 3
Coding region: 96-1052 (318 amino acids)
Biological process (GO): response to light stimulus; gibberellin catabolic process
Source: RefSeq, a predicted model, not a curated record